GGCUGCAAGGGAAAGGUCCUUUCGGGAGGUGUUGAACUUAUUUGGGCCAGCGGGGAGCCACGCCCGGCCUGAGAAAGAGCUUUUGGGUCCUGAGAGCAGAGCCAGGCCAUUGAAGAAUGUUUAACCCAGCUUGAUCUCUGAAGACUCUUCUGCACCCCAACCUGUCCCCAGUUGCUUUCCAAAGAGAAAUAGAAAAUGAGUGAGUCUCAGGAGCCAGUGACAUUUGCAGAUGUGGCUGUGGACUUCACCCAAGAAGAGUGGCAGCAUCUGGACCCAGCUCAGAAGACCCUGCACAGGGAUGUGAUGCUGGAGACCUAUAGUCACCUGGUCUCAGUGGGGUAUUCAGGUAUAAAACCGGAUGCAAUAAUUAAGUUGGAACAUGGAGAGGCCCCGUGGAUUAUAGAGAGUGAGUUGUCAAGGUGGAUCUGUCCAGACAGGGAGAAAGUCCUUGAAUCUUCCCAGCAGAUCAUUUCUGGAGAACUUUCAUCUCAAAGGGAGAUAGUAGAAAGAACCCCAAAGGAUAAUUCAUUGUACUCCAUUUUGAAAGUCUGGCAUAUUGGUAAUCAAAUAGAUAGUUAUCAAGGAAACAAAGACAGAGUUUUGAGGCAGGUCACAGCCAUCAGCCAUGAAACAUUGGUUGAGGAGACAGGCCCCAAGUAUAAUGCAUUUGGAAAAAUGUUCAAUGGGUGCACAGACCUUGAUCCUUCAAGUAAAAAACUCCAUAAUUUUGAUUUAUGUGAAAAGAACUUAAAAUCUAAUUUAGAUUCACUAAAUUGUGAUAGGAACCAUGCAAGAAAGAACCCCAUUGAGAGAUUUGGAUGUGGAAGACCACCUAGCUGUAGGGCCUUCUGUUCUGUGCCUGAGAAUGAAGGCUUCAUUCAUACUGGAAUGAAGCCCUGUGGAGAGAGUGAAUGUGAAAAAGUUCUUCAUAAUAAGAAAGCCCAUAUUCAGUAUAAGAAAGUUCAAGCCAGAGAGAAACUCAAUGUUUGUAGUGUGUGUGGGAAGGGCUUUAUCAAGAAGUCACAGCUUGUUAUACAUCAAAGAAUUCAUACUGGAGAGAAACCAUAUGUAUGUGGAGAUUGUGAGAAAGCCUUCAGUGAAAAAUCACACCUCAUUGUCCAUCAGAGGAUUCAUACUGGGGAGAAACCCUAUGAAUGUCCUGAGUGUGGCAGGGCCUUCUCUCAGAAGUCGCCGUUCAUUGUUCAUCAGAGAGUCCAUACGGGAGAGAAACCUUUCGAAUGUUUUGAGUGUCUAAAAGCCUUCUCCCAGAAGUCACAUCUCAUUACGCAUCAGCGAGUUCAUACCAGAGAGAAGCCCUUUGAAUGCGGUGAAUGUGGGAAAACCUUUUGUGAGAAAUCUCACCUUUGUAUACAGCAGCUAACUCAUAAUGGGGAGAAGCCCUAUGCAUGUACUGAAUGUGGGAAGACCUUCCCUCGGAAAACACAGCUCAUCAUACAUCAGAGAACGCACACUGGAGAGAAGCCUUAUAAGUGUAGUGAAUGUGGAAAAACCUUCUGCCAGCAGUCUCAUCUCAUAGGACAUCAAAGAAUUCAUACAGGAGAGAAACCUUAUGUGUGUACUGACUGUGGGAAGGCUUUUUCCCAGAAGUCACACCUCACUGGCCAUCAAAGACUUCAUACUGGAGAAAAACCUUAUUUGUGCACUGAAUGUGGAAAAUCCUUCUCUCAGAAAUCACCUCUUAUUAUACACCAGAGAAUUCAUACAGGAGAGAAACCCUAUGAGUGUAGAGAAUGUGGCAAAACCUUCUCCCAGAAAUCACCCCUUGUUAUUCAUCAGAGAAUUCACACAGGGGAGAAACCCUACGAAUGUACUGAGUGUGGGAGGGCCUUUUCCCUGAAGUCACAUCUUGUUACACAUCAGAGAGUUCAUACUGGAGAGAAACCAUAUGAAUGCAGUGAAUGUGGAAAGGCCUUCUGCGAGAAGUCUCCACUCAUUACACACCAGAGAACCCAUAUUAAGGAGAAACCCUCUGAAUGUGCUGAGUAUGGGAUGACCUUUACCUGGAAAUCACAGAUGAUCACAUAUCAGAGAACACACACUGGGGAGAAACCCUCCAAAUGCAGUGACAGUGGGAAGGCCUUCCGCCAGCAUGUAUACCUCACUGGACAUCAGAAUGCGUCUAGAAGAAAAACCCUAUAUAUGUACUGAUUACGGGAAGGCUUUUUCCCAGAAGUCAGACCUCAUUGUAAAUGGGAAAACUCACAUUGAACAGAAAUCCUAUGGAUAUGUUGGACAUGAAAAAAAAUGUGGCAAUUUCUCAGCUGUAGAAUAGACUCAUAUAUUUCUCAGUAUUCUGAUUAUCCUUCCACAGAAUGAUCUAGUUAGGCCCUCAGAGUGUUUUCAACAUCGUAA
Lemur catta (Ring-tailed lemur) is the source of this 2373-nucleotide messenger RNA. RefSeq names its product zinc finger protein 630 (gene ZNF630). Gene Ontology annotation, cellular component: nucleus. Gene Ontology annotation, molecular function: recombination hotspot binding; histone H3K36 methyltransferase activity; histone H3K4 methyltransferase activity. Gene Ontology annotation, biological process: positive regulation of reciprocal meiotic recombination; regulation of DNA-templated transcription. NCBI's taxonomy places the organism in Eukaryota, Metazoa, Chordata, Mammalia, Primates, Lemuridae. The transcript is spliced from 5 exons. The coding region runs from base 196 to 2169 and encodes 657 amino acids. The record is from RefSeq and is a predicted model, not a curated record.